Messenger RNA from Cyprinodon variegatus (sheepshead minnow), 2564 nucleotides. Its product is annotated as mucin-5AC-like. The record is from RefSeq and is a predicted model, not a curated record. The transcript has 9 exons. The coding region runs from base 459 to 1808 and encodes 449 amino acids. Lineage: Eukaryota; Metazoa; Chordata; Actinopteri; Cyprinodontiformes; Cyprinodontidae.
UAGCAACCUAACACUGUAAACGACUGUUAUGCUAUCGUCUUUUAUGAUGCCUUUUCUUGAAAAAGUAGUUGGAAGUUUUGAUGAGAGAUAGAGAGCAAUUCCUGCUUUGUAAAGGAUUUACUUUUUGCAUCCGCUCUAAAGAAGUGUUUAAAUGAGGCAUUUAAAGUCAGCUCUAAUAUUAACCAGAUUAGGGUCAUAAUCUGAACUAUAGUUAAAAGAAAAUUAUCUAUAUUUUUGAGUACUUUGGAAAUCCCCCCCCUACCAGCGCUCAUUGCAGCAUCAUCUUAAGACCCUCCCAGCAACAGCAGCAGGCCUCCAGUCCCCUCCUCUGACAUGGUGCAGGUGAGAGUUUCCACUUGUUACGCUAUUCAAAUGGGCGGAGGAGGAGGUAACAGAGAGAAACAGGGCACUCCAGAGAGAGAAAGCUCAUUUUGUUCGACUUACGUUGAGAUAAAAGCAUGAUUUUUAAACCACAGGUUGGGCCCAGAGCUGUCUCUGCUUCAUCCAGUCGCAUUAUGUCUCCAGUCUGUUUUAUGAAGGACACAGGUAUUUUAUGCCUGUUCCUAUCAGGACUCCUGCUGCUUCCAGCAUUUGUGUCUGGGGUCACAACAGAAAUGAGCACCACUUCUUCUGCCACUGAUUCAGUGUCAGAAGCCUCUAUCACCACUAUGCUCCAAGUUUCAACCAUGGAACAAACCACAACCGAAGCAAAUCCCCAAAUCUCUUCUUCCACUGUGUCCAAAACAGCAAAAGACACCUCCACCCAGUCCAGUACUAUGGUUUCUGGCAGUUCAACAGUCAACCCUACCCAGAGCAUCAUGUCCACCACUUAUGGAGGUACCGCAACAUCCACUGCAGCCCCGUCUCCCACAACUACCUUAAGCUCUAAAGGCCAAACAUCAGUCAGCACUCUCUCUGCUUCACCCACCUUGGCUUCAUCCAGCACCCACUCUGCCUCACCCACCUUGGCUCCAUCCAGCACCCACUCUGCCUCACCCACCUCCGGAGGCUCCUCACCAUUCAGCACCCACUCCCCUCCAACCACCUCCGGAGGCUCAGCAUUGCACAGCACCCUCUCUGUCUCAAGCACCUUACAAGACGGAAUGACUGCAAAAAACUCCACAUCAAAUUCUUCAAUGGAUAUGAUAUAUUGCCCUUCCUUCUCCUGCAACUACUCCGACUGCUACUCCAUGUACAACAGUCAGAAUGCCUCUGCUUGUGCUUCUGGAGAAUCAUGUCAGCUGUUGAGAUCAAUGGACAUGUGGUACAAUGUGAGCUGCAGUGCUUCUUGUGCUGAAAGUUGCAGCAACACCACUCAGACCACCUGUGCUGUGAACUGCUGUAACUCCACUGGCUGCCUUAGUGGCAAUUUUGCAUCCAUGAUGAUGACAACCACAGUGCCUGCAACCACCACAACAGCCUCCCCGACAACAACAACCUCAACAACCGCAAACAAUGGUAACAAAUGUCAGAAGGGUAUGUGUAAUGGUGAAAAUUGUUACCAAAUUUUCAAAAAUGGAAUGCCUGAAACCUGUUCCUCCAUGGAGCCACACUGUGAGUUGAAAAAGAAGAACUCUGGCUCCGAUGUUGUUUGGGAAGCAGGGUGCAGCAAUUGCACUGUUCAUACUGCCUGUAGGGGAUCUUCAACCACCUCAUGUCACCUGGAGUGCUGCACUGCCACCACAACCUCCUGCCUGAUGCUGAACGGCACGCUGAAUGUCCCUUCUUUCGCCACUAGAGGUCCCCAUCUUCACAUAGAGUUAAUUACUUCCUUGCUAUCUCUGCUUGCUCUCAGUCUGCUUCUCUGAGUUAAGGAGCAUACCUGCAGUCAUCAGUGUCUGUAUAUGUAUCUUGAUGGGGGUUAAUCUGUUAUUAUAUAAGUACAAACUUAUGAAAAGCAUCAGCUGAUUGCUGUGCUCGGUCUCUCCUUUCCAUUUCACAAUUAUUUCUGUUUAAAGACGAUCAACAGGGUUUUAAAAUCACAUUUUAUUAAAGAGCAUUAAACAAGAGAAAAAAAGUCAUCAACUGAGUCCUUACAUCCGUUCACGUUUUAAUAUUAUUUAUAUGAAUAUGAAGUGUAUAUUAAACAAAAAUGUAAGUAAAUGAUGAAUAUUUUAGAGAAGAUCUUGAUUCAUUUGCACUGCCUCACAUCAACUGUGAAUGGGAGAAAUCGGAGCCUAAAACAGCUCCGGCACAGAUCAUUUAUCAUAUAAAAAUAAUUUUUUGAAAUGAUGAAUCUUUAACCUUAUUUGCACUUUAAACAAUUCCAAAUGUUAAGCUGUUACAGGAAGUUGUGAAGGCUGGUUGCAGCAUUUUUUUCUUUUUCUUUUAGAUGUAACUUUCUUAAAGUGUGCAAUUCAAUAUGUAGCUACUUGCAUUUUAGUUUUCUGGAAUGCUGACUUAAACAUCUGUACUGUGGGGUCUACUAAGUUAAUAUUUCAUUUUCAAAGGGUGAUAUGUAAAUUCUAAAUGAAAUCAGAAAUGUACAUUUAUUAUAGCUUUGUAUACAAUAUGAAGUGCAAAAACUGUGCUUUAAGUUGAAUAAAUCUAAUCUUUAUCUGUGA